AUGUGGGCGCGCGCGGCGCUGGCGUGCGCGGCGGUGCUGGCGUGCGCGCGCGCCUGGCCCGGCGGCGCGGUGUGCGCGCGGCGGGCGGCGGCGGCGGCGGGCGGCGCGCGCUACGUGGCCUUCCUGAGCCGCGGGCCGGGGCCGCCCGCGCUGGUGGAGAGCGCCUGGGCAGGGCGCGGGCGCCUGCUCGCCUGCUGGGCGCGGCGCGACCCCCGCCUGGCGCGCGCCUUCCGCGCCGCCUGCGCGCGCCGCCCCCCCGCCGCCCCCGGCGCCGCGCUGCGGCGGGAGCUGGCCGCGCUCUGGCGGCGCCGCGCCGCCUGCACCGACCCGGAGCCGCGGGGCGAGCGCCGCCGCCGCCGGAGGGGCUGGACGGUGCCCGGCACGCUGUGGUGCGGCGCCGGGGACUCGGCCGGGAACGCCACCGAGCUGGGGCUCUUCCGCGGCCCCGACCGGUGCUGCCGCGAGCACGACCAGUGCGAGGCGCAGAUCACGGCGCUGCAGUUCAACUACGGCAUCCGCAACUACCGCCUGCACACCGUGUCCCACUGCGACUGCGACGCCAGGUUCCGGCGGUGCCUGCUGGCCCUCAACGACACCAUCUCCAACAUCAUCGGCGUCACCUUCUUCAACCUGCUGGAGGUGCCGUGCUUCGUGCUGGAGGACAGCGAGGAGUGCGUGCAGUGGCACUGGUGGGGCGGGUGCGAACGCUACGGCGUGGUGCCCCUGGCCAGGAUGGUGCAGCAGGGGCAGUAUGGCCACGGGCUGCCCGCAGAAGGCAGCGACGGCGGCCGGGGAAGGAAGCCCUCUGGAGCGGGUCGGAAGCGCCUGCGGCAGGGGCUGGGACGAGGUCCCGGGCUCCGCCGUGUGCGGAGGCCUGUGACAGCCCAGCAGCCGUGGGGCCCGGGUGCCUCGUCCCCUGCGUCUGCCAGGGACGAGGCUGAGCCUGCUGCCAGGCACGCAGCACCUUGGGGUGAGCUGGAGCCGGGCCUGCCAACCGCGGUGGCCACGUUGGAACAGGAGCUCGCCGGAGGACAGCGGGGGCCGGGGGCCUCGGCACGGCCCGCCCUUGAGGCAAGCCCCGAAGACAACAGCAUCGGAUCCAGCCUGGCUACAGAGCCCUGUGAGGCUGUCCCUGUGCCUCCCGGGGAUGGGCGCAGGCAGCAGGGCCUGGGGAGGAUGUGCAGGUGCUACAAGCGCCUGGAUAAGUGUGAGUACCAGAUCGCACCCCAUGAGUUGAAGUACCAGCUGCAUAACGCAGACACCCGGACGCUCUUCCACUGCAACUGCACUCGCAGACUGGCGCGGUCCCUGCGCAGGGCGAAGGGUUUCAAUGAGGUGCAGGCAGCAGUCUUGGCUGACCACGUUGCUGCAGCUUGCUUUGUGUUGGAGCCACUCACCAACUGCAGCCUGGGCAAGGAGCCACAGCACAACAGCUGUACCUCAGCAACCCGGGCUGUGCUAGUAGUACCUGCACGGCAUCUCAAAAACAUCCUGAGGCGCUGGGGUGCUCCUCGCGUAACCUCCAAGGUCAAGCAUCAAGACUGGAAGAGACAGGGCAGUGGCAGCACCCUCUAUGAGCAAUGCCGGCAACUGGCUUUGGAGCAGAAGCUGUGUGCACAGCAUCAUACAGCACCCCGAUGAUGCCUGAACGGUGCGGGCAUGCCUCGUGUGGGAAGGAAGACGUGCUAUGCAGCAGGCACUGAGUGGAGCUGCUUAAUGUCUGGUCCUUGAGAGAAAGGAUGGCACCAAGCAUGGCUGCUGGCAUGACUACGUGGAAUUGGGGGGGUGCGCAGCUGGAAUGAGGGCAAGCAGAGGGACUGAGAAGGCUCAGCUACCCCUCUCCUGAGGAGCUGUGGCACCAACUGUGAGCAUCAAAGCAAGGGGAAAGGAAGGGGAGCACUUGGGUGUAAGGGGAAAGCCACCAUCAUCCUUCCCUUUUGUGCCGGGGGCAGGGAGAAUGCUCUGGGCAUAUGAGCCUCAGGCAGGGGCUGGGGUGGGGGGGUCUGAGGGAUCUGGGGU
Messenger RNA from Cygnus atratus (black swan), 2019 nucleotides. RefSeq names its product phospholipase A2 group III (gene PLA2G3). The record is from RefSeq and is a predicted model, not a curated record. The transcript has 7 exons. Gene Ontology annotation, biological process: arachidonate secretion; phospholipid metabolic process. The coding region runs from base 1 to 1641 and encodes 546 amino acids. Lineage: Eukaryota; Metazoa; Chordata; Aves; Anseriformes; Anatidae. Gene Ontology annotation, molecular function: A2-type glycerophospholipase activity.